Molecule: messenger RNA, 771 nt
Organism: Aspergillus vadensis CBS 113365
Lineage: Eukaryota; Fungi; Ascomycota; Eurotiomycetes; Eurotiales; Aspergillaceae
Gene: rps1
Product: 40S ribosomal protein eS1
Exons: 5
Coding region: 1-771 (256 amino acids)
Biological process (GO): translation
Cellular component (GO): ribosome; cytosol
Molecular function (GO): structural constituent of ribosome
Source: RefSeq, a predicted model, not a curated record
AUGGCCGUUGGAAAGAACAAGCGCUUGUCGAAGGGCAAGAAGGGUGUCAAGAAGAGAACCGUUGACCCUUUCACCCGGAAAGAUGAGUACUCUGUGAAGGCUCCCUCUACUUUCCAGACUAGAGAUGUUGGAAAGACUCUGGUGAACCGUACCAGUGGUCUGAAGAACGCGAACGAUUCCCUGAAGGGCCGUAUCUUCGAAGUCUCUCUUGCCGACCUGCAGAACGACGAGGACCAUGCCUUCCGUAAGGUCAAGCUCCGCGUGGAUGAGAUCCAGGGAAAGAACUGCCUGACCAACUUCCACGGUCUGGAUUUCACGACCGACAAGCUGCGAUCCCUUGUGCGCAAGUGGCAGUCGCUGAUCGAAGCCAACGUCACUGUGAAGACGACCGAUGACUAUCUUCUCCGUCUGUUCGCCAUCGCCUUCACGAAGAGACGCCCCAACCAGAUCAAGAAGACUACAUAUGCUCGUUCGUCCCAAAUCCGCGCUAUCCGCAAGAAGAUGACCGAGAUCAUGCAGCGCGAGGCCGCUAGCUGCUCUCUCGCUCAGCUUACUACUAAGCUCAUUCCCGAAGUCAUCGGUCGUGAGAUUGAGAAGGCUACCCAGGGAAUCUACCCCCUGCAGAACGUCCACAUCCGCAAGGUCAAGCUCCUUAAGUCUCCCAAGUUCGACCUCGGUGCGCUUCUGAACUUGCAUGGCGAGUCUACGACCGAUGAUAAGGGACACAAGGUUGAGAGAGAGUUCAAGGAACAGGUUCUUGAGAGCGUCUAA